Messenger RNA from Pecten maximus, 858 nucleotides. Its product is annotated as micronuclear linker histone polyprotein-like. NCBI's taxonomy places the organism in Eukaryota, Metazoa, Mollusca, Bivalvia, Pectinida, Pectinidae. The transcript has a single exon. The record is from RefSeq and is a predicted model, not a curated record. Bases 1 to 858 code for a protein of 285 amino acids.
AUGGGGCGAAAAACAAACAAUAAGGGAAGGAAGGAGAAUGUAAGAAACCGAGGAGACACAAAGGUACAGAGAAAGGCACGACAACAGAGAGGAAAACAAACAGGAAGGAAAGUAAAGACAACAUCAGGAACCGAGAAACACCAAAGUACAGGGAGUGGCACGACAACAGAGAGGAAAACAAACAGGAAGGAAAGUAAAGGCAACAUCAGGAACCGAGGAAACACCAAAGUACAGGGAGUGGCACGACAACAGAGAGGAAAACAAACAGGAAGGAAAGUAAAGACAACACCAGUAACCGAGGAAACACCAAAGAACAGGGAGUGGCACGGGAACAGGGAAGAAACAAACAAGAAGAAAAGGAAAGGCAACAUCAGGAACCGAGAAACACCAAAGUACAGGGAGUGGCACGGGAACAGGGAAGAAACAAACAAGAAGAAAAGGAAAGACAACAUCAGGAACCGAGGAAACACCAAAGUACAGGGAGUGGCACGACAACAGGGAGGAAAACAAACAGGAAGGAAAGUAAAGACAACAUCAGGAACCGAGGAAACACCAAAGUACAGGAAGGGACACGACAACAGGGAGGAAAACAAACAAGAAGAAAAGGAAAGACAACAUCAGGAACCGAGGAAACACCAAAGUACAGGGAGUGGCACGACAACAGGGAGGAAAACAAACAGGAAGGAAAGUAAAGACAACAUCAGGAACCGAGGAAACACCAAAGUACAGGAAGGGACACGACAACAGGGAGGAAAACAAACAAGAAGAAAAGGAAAGACAACAUCAGGAACCGAGGAAACACCAAAGUACAGGGAGUGGCACGACAACAGGGAGGAAAACAAACAGGAAGGAAAGUAA